UAGGUGAAAGAAAAGAAAGGCAAGUGAUGGCACAACUGACAAUCUGACAGGAAAUAAUGGGCGAAUUUUGUCGUACAACAACCAGGCGGGACCUUCCUACUCUCAGCCAAACUAGCAAAAAACUAGAAAAGCAACAAGCAAAGGAGCGUUGGCCAGGAAAUGAAAGCGAAACCCACCCUCGACAAAUUAAGUAAAGAAGAAGACUCUUCACAUCCAUGAAAGCCACUGCACCAAAUGCACCUGCCUCUCUCGCUGAAUGGAUUUCGUAUCUCUCUUCGUUCCUUUUUUCUUUCUAAAGCUCUUUAUUAAAUUAAAGUACCCAAAUUCUUUGAUCAUGAGACGUUUCCUCCAAGCAACCCUCCACCACCACCACCAUCGCUAUCAUCACCACCAUUGAUCAUUCACUCCCUUCUCUUUUUCUUUCUAUUUAAAUAUCUUAUAUGCUGGUUUUUUUUAUAAACCAACAAUUUCCCAACUGCGGAAAGAAAAUCUUAGCCGAUGCCGGGUCUACUUUCCAUUAAAACUCCUCCCAAUGCGACGCCCUUGAGUAUUCUUCUAGCCGGAAAGGAAAAUGGCGGCGGCUCCAAGCGAACCCCAUCCCCAUCACCUUCGGUUUCACGAUCCAAGCCAACAAAAAGAACCCCAGAUAAAACCCACAUUGAUGAGUGCUCUCUCGACAACCCGGAUCUGGGUCCGUUCCUCCUCAAGCUCGCCCGAGACACCAUCGCUUCCGGUGAUAACCCGAAUAAGGCCUUGGAUUACGCCAUCCGGGCCUCGAAAUCGUUCGAGAGAUGCUCGGGUCCGGGUUUGGAGCUGGCUAUGAGCUUGCACGUUCUGGCGGCGAUUUAUAGUAGCUUGGGGAGGUUUGAGGAAGCGCUUCCGGUUUUGGAGCGGUCCAUUGAGGUACCGGCUCUUGGAAGCGAGCCGGAUCAAGCGCUGGCGAAGUUUUCUGGGUAUAUGCAGUUAGGGGACACGUAUUCAAUGAUGGGUCAAUUGGACCAGUCCAUUAAGUGCUACGAGUCCGGGUUGAGGAUCCAGAUUGAAGCUCUUGGCGAUUCGGAUCCGAGAGUUGCUGAGACUUGCAGGUAUUUGGCUGAGGCCCAUGUUCAAGCGAUGCAAUUUGACGAGGCAGAUAAUCUCUGCAAGAAGACCCUUGAAAUCCACAGGGAACACAGUGCACCAGCAUCCCUUGAAGAAGCAGCUGACCGCAGGCUUAUGGCUCUUGUGUGUGAGGCGAAGGGAGAUUAUGAAUCUGCCCUCGAGCACCUUGUCCUCGCUAGCAUGUCAAUGAUUGCUAAUGGUCAAGAAACAGAGGUGGCUGCUAUUGAUGUUAGCAUUGGCAACAUUUAUUUGUCCCUUUGUAGAUUUGACGAGGCAAUCUUCGCCUACCAGAAGGCACUUACAGUAUUUAAAUCCACAAAAGGCGAAAGUCACCCUUCUGUGGCAUCAGUCUUUAUUCGUCUUGCUGAUCUUUACAACAAGACAGGUAAGCUAAGGGAAUCCAAAUCCUAUUGUGAGAAUGCCUUGAGGAUAUAUGCAAAACCUGUCCCUGGAACUACAUCAGAGGAGAUUGCCAGUGGAUUGACUGAAUUAUCAGCCAUCUACGAAGCUUUGGAUGAGCCUGAAGAGGCUCUGAAACUCCUUCAGAAGGCAAUGAGGUUACUGGAGGACACCCCAGGCAACCGCAGCACCAUUGCCGGAAUAGAGGCACAAAUGGGUGUGAUGUUCUACAUGGUUGGCAGGUAUGGGGAAGCUCGAAGCUCUUUUGAGAGUGCUGUGGCAAAGCUCCGUGCUAGUGGGGAGAGUAAAUCAGCUUUCUUUGGAAUUGUAUUGAACCAGAUGGGACUAGCAAGUGUGCAACUGUACAGAAUAGACGAGGCCGUCGAAUUAUUUGGAGAGGCAAGAAAGAUAUUAGAACAGGAGUGCGGCCCAUGUCACUUAGAGACUCUUGGAGUUUAUAGCAACCUCGCUGCCACCUAUGAUGCCAUGGGAAGGGUAGAAGAUGCAAUUGAGAUACUGGAGUACAUCCUUAAGAUGAGAGAAGAAAAGCUUGGAACGGCAAAUCCUGAAGUUGAUGAUGAAAAGAAAAGGCUAGCUGCGCUCCUGAAAGAAGCAGGAAGGACACGGAACAGAAAAGGAAAAUCGCUUGAAAAUCUUCUUGGUACCAACUCCUAUAAAACCAAGAAGGGAAGUGCAAAGAGGUGGGCCACUUUUGGUUUUAGAUCUUGACAAAAGAAUGUCACAUCUUCUUUUAUAAGUAUUUAACAUUAGAAAAUCAGCUAAAAUAUCAAGGCUCUCAACUUAGUGGGGCCGUCACGCUCGACACAUAUGAUCCAAGUUUUUCUUCUCUGCUUAACUUAAGUUGAUUGUUGAUUUGGAUUGGAUUGGCAUUUGAUAUAUAAUUUGUUGCUUUUGACCAAUGAAAAUGCUUACUGCUUUCCGAUUCAA
Messenger RNA from Theobroma cacao (cacao), 2448 nucleotides. Its product is annotated as protein KINESIN LIGHT CHAIN-RELATED 1-like. Gene Ontology annotation, molecular function: protein binding. The record is from RefSeq and is a predicted model, not a curated record. NCBI's taxonomy places the organism in Eukaryota, Viridiplantae, Streptophyta, Magnoliopsida, Malvales, Malvaceae.